AUGGUCGCCUUCGCGCUCGGCUCGCUCUCGGGCUGGGACAACGAGAGCGAGCGCCGCCGCCGUAACACGCAGCACGCGGCGCUGCUGACGCUGCACGACUUUUUCGCCGACAGGAAGAAGGCCGACGCUCCACUCCGUCCGCACGCCUCUCGUGGCGCGACCAUGGCUGCUCGCCAGGCUGCUGCUCGUCAGGCUGCUGCUCGUCGUGCCGCAACCGCAGCUCCUCGCCUUAAUCCUUGCCCUGCUGCUGCUGCUGUUGCUACUACUACUACUGCGGAGACCUCGACUGCUGCUGCUACUGCUGCGGACGCCUCGAACGCUGCCGCCAACAUUACUGCGAAGAACUCGAAUAACACUGCCGCCAACAAAGACGACGGCGGCAGCAGCAGCGCGUUCCAGUGCCACGUCCUCGACGACCCGCGCGGCUUUCUCAAGCUCAACAGCGCCAGCGUCGCCGUCGGCAUCGCGCCUGACUUCCCGCUCAAGCAGAUCGUCGCCGACAUUGCGCGCCCGGCCGUCAUCAUCCGGGAUAAAUGCUGCCUCUGCGGCAAGGACUGCAUCCACCACUUGGACCGCAAGGCGAAAGAUGGCGAGGACGACAACGGCUCGGACCCCAUGACUCCGCGCGUCGCGGCCAUGCUCAAGGUCGCGUGUAAAGAGGUCAAGUUCCCCGGCGACGAGCUCGGCGCCUUCGGGGGCCUCAUCUACAUCCCCAAGUUCAUCGUUGGAGCGUUUUGUUUCUGUUUUGGUCUGGGCUACGCGCGGGAGCGGAGGGCUUUGAGUUGA
This is a messenger RNA of Lasiosphaeria miniovina, 786 nucleotides long. RefSeq lists its product as uncharacterized. NCBI's taxonomy places the organism in Eukaryota, Fungi, Ascomycota, Sordariomycetes, Sordariales, Lasiosphaeriaceae. The transcript is spliced from 4 exons. Bases 1 to 786 code for a protein of 261 amino acids. The record is from RefSeq and is a predicted model, not a curated record.